ACCGUGGAUGUUACACCGAGGCCUAGCGUUGCUCCUACGCACCCAGAUGCACUCGUCUACCCUUAUAGACGUCCUCGGUCACGACCUUCGUCGUCCGCAGAGGCCGGCUCUGGUUCAAACUCCCCUACGUCGGUGUUGGCCAAAUCGGCGUCUGUAUCCUCUUCUUCAGCCCGCGGUGCGCAUAUAUCACGUGCUUUACCUGGUCGAUACUCUUCGAAUGGGAGAGAAGACGUUGAAUUUAGCUCAGAUGACGAUUCUUAUGAGUUUGAUAAUAUUGAUUACUCGGAAGGGGAUGAUGGCGAAGAGAAUAUCGAAAUCAGUUCGGCAAGGUUUUCAAUGACUUCUGGAGGUACGGGAAAUUAUUUUGGCGGACACGCUAGCUAUGGACCGCCAGAAGGUUACCGAGAUCGAGAAGGCAGCGUCGCGACGCUAAGAAUAAAGCGUCCUGACAGUGGAGGCGACAGGGACCGCCCUCCACCUAUAUUCACUUCCCCGUUCGCGUCUACAUCCGCCGUUGCUUCUCCAUCCUCUUCGGUCCCUCCCUCUUUCGACACGGGCAUGGCCCGUCCUCCCUCUGUUAGCGCAACUCCCACCUCUCCGUCUGCUGACACUACACCUAGUGGUAUGGAUGCCGACUUCGACUUUGCAUACAUCACUUCCUUCGGUGCUGACCUGUCUGCGGAUCCUUCCUCCUCUGUGCCCGACUUUGUUCGACCGCGACGAGUGAGUGCUAUGUCUCUUUCCGGUACUUCCAGUAAUCGGGAAACUUCUGGCCGGAAAGACUCCCUCGGAAAGUCGUUAUUCUUUUCCUGGCUCUCCGGUCGUCGACCUUCGACUGCGACUGUUGCUAGCUCAAACUCGUCCAACAUGUUUAUCCACGAUGAUACUUUCGCCCAGACUUUAUUGAAGUGGGGCGGAGAGGGAUAUAAGGAGCAGAGGAAAGAUUGGACGAUCCGGAGGGAGGUCCACCCAGUUUCAUCUUCUUCGAGCUCAGCACCCACAUCCUCUGGAAAUAAAGAGGAAAAAUUGAAGCGAAUAACAACGACGAGUACUGCUCCCAGAAUGAGCACAGCUACCAACAUCACUGCAGUGACGUCAACUGCUGUUGGGACUUCUCAUGGUUUUCUCAGUCCGGAACCGCCGUCUUCCCUCAACAAAGACAGGGAAGCAUCCCAUUCACAUACCAAAUCCCAAUCACACGAUACUUCCAAAGACUCGCGGUCUCAAGAAAAAGAUCAUUCGCAUAAAGAGAGGGAAAAGGAACGUCUUCGCCGCUCAACCAUGCAUUGGCGAGGUAUGCCUGUUGGUUCGGAAGAGGUGUGGGGUAAUGAUCUUCUAGGGAAAUUUGCGGUGUAUAGAGAAGAGGUUGGUAGAGGUGCGAAGGCCGAAGACCCAAUGAAAGGUCCUCAACAGCGCCUACUCAUCCGUUUCAGACCAGACCCGCAGCAAACGCCAAAACCUUCUGAGCAGCACUUAUAUCUUCCCCAUCCACCCGUGACCGUCCACAAACAUUCCAAAGCGAUGGCGUUUAGUCUAACAAGGUACCACAAGCCAAGUCAUGUCACCAGUUCUUCAGCAGCAAUGCGUGCAAGAAGCGCAACUCCAUCCGAAGGGUUUGUAAACUCACAGCAUGCUCGUCUACCUCCGCAUCUCAAAGCUGCUGGUGUUGUUGGAAGUAGCGGUUCGUCAGCUUUGCCUGUUCCCCGAGCUACUGCCAACCGUAUCAUCCUGUUGGCUCCACGGAGAGUGCAAGAAGCAUUCACAAGUACCACAACCACGAAGAUGUUAGCUGAUCAUGGAUUGUUGAGUCCUCCUUCUGGCUCACUCAGUCGGAACGAAAAGGAUAGGAUUCGGGACAUAGAUGGAGAUAAGAGAAAGAAAUCGCUCCCGGGAGAUGGAAAAUCUGCCCGAUCAUCACCGUCGCCAGAGAAAAUGCGCAGAAAGAAAAGUAUCUCAGCGUCCCAGCCGCAGUUACCGUCGCGUAGUUCUUCAGCGACUCCUCCUCCAGUCCCUGCUCUUCCGACAACACCGAAUACACCUGCAUCGUUAUCACCAUCGGCCCAAAUAACCCCUUUGAAUUCUUCGAGUCUUUCUCCUCCUGCGAUAUACCCCAAUUCAUUUUCGGAUGAUGCGCCUUCAACUAAUAUCGAGGGACCUCCAUCCUCUUCUUCCACAUCAACCACGUCUACUUCUCUCGCAUCCUCUUCCACAUCUGUAUCUCAAAGGAUGUCCUCCUGCACGACCGACACGGACAAUACCGAUCAUACUGAGCACACCGACCGAUCUUCCACACUUGUUGACUCUGAACUAUCAGAAAUAUCCUCUACCUCUGCCUCUGAAGCUUCUGCGUCCGAAUCGUCCGUCGGAUCCUCGCGUCCUCAUAGACAUCGGAUACCUCGAAGAAAGUUGCAUGAAUAUGAUCAUGAUCAUAACGAAGAUGAAGCGGACGAAUCUUCUUAUAAUGACGACGACCAUGAUGAUGACUUGUAUGGCUACCGACCCCACCGUGACGGUGGCUCAUCUCGAGUGGCUCGGACACCUCAUAACGAGACGUAUGGUACUGUAGACUUUAGCAGUGCAAACGAUCGACAGAGAAUACUUCAAAUAGUGUCUGACUCCUCUUCAUCCUCCUCCUCGUCGCCUUUCUCAAUACUACGGUUUAUCAAUCGUAACGUCCGCACCGGCGUUAUCGACUCUUUGGAUCCUUCAGCAUCUGCUUUACGCGCUACAGCUGGGCCCGCCUUCGAUCCUCCGUGGCUAACAUUCCCUAGUCGCGGGAAACAGGAACAGCAACGGAGAGUGGUAGACAAUCUAAAUAUGAGCUUCAAAGAUGUGGGCCUAUUGCCCAGCACGCCCCGGGAGAAUCAUGGACGGCCUGGAAGUAGCAGCGUUGGUCGAAGUACCAGAAGUACGAUAACUGGCAGUGGGAGAAGAAAGAGUGUCAGUGGUGGCGGGAAGAGUAAAAAGGACAAGGGAUCGAGCAGUAAGGCUUCCUCUGACCCAUCUAGGGACGUCUUUGCAUCUGUACCCCCUGAGUCUCUCUGUAUGCUCCUCCCGCUCUGGCCCGGGGACACUGAUCCACCCUCUCAAGCGCACUCACAGCAUGUCUACCCACCUUCUCAGUCUUCGUUCAAGAAGCCAGUACUUCCCUUAGAGAAGAGAACGUUUUUGCUGGUGUGGUACAAGGCCCUCGAACCGCAAUUGCCAUCGCUGAAAGGGGGAAAAGACGGAGAUAGGAAAGCUGGAGCGGAUAAAGAGAAAGAAGAGGUUGCGUUGGCAGUCAUCGAUUCUCUGAUUGGAUUUUCUCCCGACACAGAGAAGGAAACGAAAGAUAAAGACAAGAAGGAUAAAAAGUCCAAAAGCAAUUCCAACAAAUCCGCAGGAUCCGGAAAAGACUCUGGCAAGGAUUCGGGCAAGGAUUCAGGGAAAUCUUCGCAUGCCUCUCCAACGUCGUCGAGUGAUAGCACAGGCUUUCUCCGCUCUUCACGUUCUCUGGGAGGUAUUGGUAUUGGGGGUGGUUCAGGCCGUGGUUCAGGCACGGGCAGCGCUACUGCCAGUGGGACUCACCAUUCCAACCUAACUUGGGCUCAACUUCAUGCCAAUGACGAAAGGAACAUCCUUCUUCCUGGAUUCCUCAUCACCGUUCGGCGGGUGUCUUAUCGCGAUCUACAGGGAACAGGUGUGCGAGUUCCCGAUGAGGGUGUAACGGUGAAUGGUCCGUUAGAGGAGGCAUGGAGGGAAUGUUUCAACAUACCUGACAGUAUGUCUGGUAUCAUGGCCGACUCUGGGUCACCUUUAACUCCGUCGUUUAUGCCAGACCCUACCAUUCUUGCUGUAUGCCAUUCUCGCGAGUCUGGAGUAGAGUUUGAUCCUGAAGCACUUAUAUCCCUUGGGCUUUGUAAAGUGUUGAAUCCGCUUCCCAUGGGCAUGGUCGCAGAGGACUUUGUUGAGAAUGGAGCUGAGAUGUCAGGACAAGAUGGAUGGGGCUUCGGAGGCAUGGAAUUGAAACUCAAAUUGACCCCGGUAGGCAGAUCAGUCAUGGAGAUGUGCUGGGUAGGUGGAUUGGCAUUAAUGAGCUUCGGACCGAGUUGAGUAGUCCUUUGUAUGUAGGUUGGGUGUUUGGAAGGGUGACACUGCUAAAUGAUCAUGUUCCUGUCUUUUCUGCGUAUUUUGUCCUUUCCAUCUGUAUAUCUAUCUCAUAUACAUAUUGCAUCUACUUACUUUUACUCACAUAGUCACUUCUACCAUAGUCAUUAUUUUCAUUCGAUUUGUCUCAUUGUCUGUCUGUUUUGCCGCCACAUUUGGCUCCUCUUGACGACCGUCUUGUCCUACCCAGCCUGAAUUUGUAUCUGGGAUACUAACUACCUACCUACCUUAUUUUGGAUAUGAAUCAUUUGAAAUUUCACAAA
This is a messenger RNA of Lentinula edodes (shiitake mushroom), 4409 nucleotides long. RefSeq lists its product as uncharacterized. The record is from RefSeq and is a predicted model, not a curated record. Lineage: Eukaryota; Fungi; Basidiomycota; Agaricomycetes; Agaricales; Omphalotaceae. The transcript has 2 exons. Bases 337 to 4092 code for a protein of 1251 amino acids.